Messenger RNA from Erpetoichthys calabaricus (reedfish), 15732 nucleotides. It is a transcript of the gene ptprb, whose product is annotated as protein tyrosine phosphatase receptor type b. The record is from RefSeq and is a predicted model, not a curated record. Lineage: Eukaryota; Metazoa; Chordata; Cladistia; Polypteriformes; Polypteridae. Gene Ontology annotation, biological process: protein dephosphorylation. The transcript is spliced from 35 exons. The coding region runs from base 68 to 10921 and encodes 3617 amino acids. Gene Ontology annotation, molecular function: protein binding; protein tyrosine phosphatase activity.
UUCCUCUUUUGCCUUAAGUUUGCUCAUCUGAGGUCUGCUGGCAGCAUGAAGCCGUGUUCUGUGUAAAAUGGACCCUGCCGUCUUGUUCAUCGUUACUUUUGCUGUACUGCUGGAGGUCCAGUCGGCCAGACACUUGGAUGUAUUUCUCAUUGCUCAUGGGAAGAGUGGAUUAUGUCUGUUCCCAGACAGCUUGGCAGUAUCAAUUGGGAAAUGCAAUGAAACCAAUCUCAUGCAGCACUGGACCUGGAACCAGAACCAUCAACUAGUGAAUCGCCAUACUUCUGACUGCCUAUGGGUUGACACCAACACUUCUUUCCCUCACCACACACGCCUGGCUAGGAUGAAGGAUUGCCAGACUGCCCCAGCAUGGACGUGCUAUGGUGAUAUGAAAUGGCUUCAGGUUUUUAACAGCUCUCUUUACCUCACAAAACAAGCCAACAGAGUAAUUGCCAGACAAGAAAAGAAAUAUUCAAACUGGAUCAGAUAUGAAGUUACUUCAAGAAGAAAAAUGGACACUUUGUGUUCUUGGGAAGGUCCUGCUGGUUCAGAAACAACUGGAGCCUUUCUUUCUUUAGAUUCAGUCAUAAGAGACACAUCAGUCACCAACUCAACUAAUAAUUCUGCAUCUUUAGACAGUCUAUUAACCAAAGCUAGCACAAUAAGAAAUACUUCAGCAAAGACAAAUACUGUCAUUGUGAGGUUUAGAGACUCCACAAGCAUUACUUCCUCAAAGGCUAUUGCUAGUUCAUCUCAAAACAUCAGUGUAACACAGAUUAAUCAAAUACAUAGUGUUCAAAGUACAGCACACAAAAAUAGUUCUGUGUACACUACAAAUACAACAGUAGUACCCAGUGGAAAACAAACUAAGGACCCAUUCAAACAAAUAACAGCAACAGUCCCUGGCAAAAACGAUUACAAAGCCAGCAAAGCAAAGGUAAACUAUACUCUACAGAAAAAUAAUAUAAUCCUUACAAAAAGCAUAACAGUAACUCCUGCCAUCAAAUUAGUUAAUGGAUCAUUACAGAAAACAAUCAAAGAGCAAUCUAACAAUACUGAGCAGAAAACCAGUGUAGUACAGACUACCGUUAUGAAGCAUAAGUCCAAUAUAGAACAAGUGAAUUGGGAAGCACAGAAAACUAGCAAACCACAAGCUAAUGACACAGUAUCGGUAAUUAACACUGCAGAGAAUAAUGAACCAAUUCAGAAGAGAGGCAGAACACAUCAUCCUACCCUGGUACAUGAACCUAGCAGAGAACAACUUAGGGAAAAUGCGCAGAAAACUGAUUCAGCACAUCUCAAUGGCACAGUUAGUAAAUCCAGAGCAGAACACAGUGAGAAAACUAUGAAAAUCAGCAAAACACACCCCAAUUUGACAGUACACGAACCAGCCAUUGAAGAAAUUAAAAGGGAAAUGCAGAAGAACAAUGUAGUUUACCUUCAAAAUGCAGUAUGUAAAUCUGGCUCUGACCACAUAAAUGGACAAAUACAGAAAUCUUGUAUAACAUUCAAUAAUAUCACAAAAGAUAAGGCUAGCACAGAAGACAUAAAUAAAAUAAGAAAGAAAGCUAGUUUAACACAUUUAAAUAUGACUGCGCAUAAACCCAGAACUGAGGAACCAAAGACAGAAAUACAAAAGUACAAUGUAACUCAGUCAAAACUAACAGUAAGCAACACCAGUGUUGAUGAGGUGAAAAGCAAAAUACAAAAAACCAACAUAACACAACCCCAACUAACAAUAGAAAGCCUUGGCACUGGAAAGAGUGAUGGAGCUACACUAGAGCCUAGUAUAAUAGUCUCAGAAACAGCAAGAGAUGAAUUCAGCUAUGAACAGAUUAAUAGGAUAAUGAAUAAAACCAGUUUAACCCAGUCUAAUAUGUCAGCACAUGAACCUAGUGCUCAAGAGAUAGUUAAAGAAAUUAGAAAUAGCAAUACAACUCAACGUAAUAUAAAAAUGGACAAACCUAGCUUCGGAAGAAGUAAUCAGGCAACACUGAAACCCAGCAUAAGAUACUAUAGCACAACUGAUAUGCCUAACAAUGAACAGAUUAAUAGGAUGAUAAAGAAAAACAGUACUGAACAGGCAAAUAAAGACAUACAGAAAAGCAACAAAACACACCCCGACAUGAUAGGAGGCAAACAUGGCAUUGCAAAAAGUAAUGCAACAAAACUGGAAUCCAGUAUAACACAACCAAAUGCAAUAUUAGAUAAAUCCAGUAAAGAACAAAUAAAUAGAAUAGUGAAUAAAACAAAUUUCACAGAUUCUAAUGUGACAACACAUAAACUCAUUUUUGAAGAAAGUAAAAGGGAAAGACCGAACACCAAUAUGACGCUGUCUAAGAUGGAAGUGCACAAAUCCAGUAUUGAAGAGGUGAAUAGAGAAAUGCAAAAAGGAAAUAUAACUUACAAAAAUAUGACAGUAGACAAACUCAGCAUUAUAAAGAGUAAUGGGACAAUACUGAAACAUGGAGUAGCACACUCUAGAACAACAGCAGGAAACAACAAUGAAAAAUCUAACAAAGUGAUAAAUAAAAACAAUUUAACAUAUUCUAAUGUAACAGCACAUGAACCCAAUACAGAACAGAUGAAAUGGGAAAGAGUGAAAACCAAUACCACAAAGUCUAAGAUGACUAUAGACAAACCCAGUGCUGAAGAGAUGAAUAGGCAAAUGCUGAAAAGCAAUGUAACACACCCUAACAUCACAGAUAAACUAAGCAAAGGAAAGAACAAUGGAGCAACAUCGACACCAGAAGUAGAAGACCCUACCACUGAACAAAUUAAUGGGUUAAUAAAAGAAAACAAUUUAAGACUUUCAAAUAUAACAGCACUUAAACCUAUAACUGAAGACUUGACUAGGAAAUUACACAAAACCAGUAAAGGACAGUUAAAUUUAACAGGAGCGAAAUCCAGCAAUGAAGACAUGAAUAAGGAAAUGCAGAAAAACAAUAUAACACACCCUAGCACAACAGCUUAUGAACUCAGAACUGGAAAGAGUAAUGGAUCAACACUACAGCCCAGCAUAGCAACAGAUAAACCUAGCACUGAACAAGUUAGUAGUAAAAUACAGAAAAGUACUGUAACACUUUCUAAUAUAACAUUAGAUGGAUCGCAUGCAGAGAGAGUGAAUAGCAAAACACAGAAAAACAGUAUACAACAGUCAGACAGGCAAAUGUAUAAACCCAAAUUUGUACUGAAUAAUGAGACAGCAAUGAAACCAAGUGGGAAACAAUCUAACUUAACAUUACAUGAAUCAAAUGUUAAACUGACAGGUGGGACAAUGGAGGAGAUCAACAUGCUAGACAUUAACAGUACAAUACUUAAUUACACCACACAACAACUUAAAAAAGGAAUACAAGAAAGCAAGGGGGCACUUCUUAACAUGACAGUAUAUAGUGAUUCUAUAAAUAAGACUGUUAGUUACACCAAGAAAUCUAAUGUGACAUACAACAACACUCUCUUUAACUCCAGCAUUUUCCUCUCCAGUAGAGGUGUGCAGCAAACCUCAACUCCAUUUCCUGCAAUCACAGAAAAGAAAUCCAAUGCAUCACAUAUUAUUGACAUAACACAUACUGAUGUUACAAAACAGUCAUAUGAUAUGAAGAUACCGGUUCAAGAAUCCACCACAGCUCAUUCCCUCAUCCUAGAACUGAAUAUGGAACAACAUCAUAUGCCCAAAAAGAAAAGCGGUAGUGCACAUGAUGACAGUGCCAAAGAAUUUCAGAAGAUUAUUGUGCAGAAAAUAAACAAAACAUCAAUAAUCAUGGUACCAGAAAUUAAUGGUACUACAGCAUUGUUUAACACUCAAAAUAGUACAGUACCUAAAACUAAUAUGUGGCCGAAAAACAAUGCAAUUGACAAAAACUUCACAGCAAAGAGCUCUGGUUCCAUACUGAAAAGCAAUGGACUCUCUCAAAGUACUAGAUUAGGGGCUAAUAAUACAACAUACAGUAUAAAAGUGGGAAGUGACGCCAUAGAUUCAGCUAGCACAAAACUCAGUAAAAAUACACAUCAUAGCAGAAUAGUUGUAACACCAACUAAUGAUCCAGUUCAUAAAGCCACAAAAACUAUUGCAGCACAGAUUAACACUACAAAGCAUGUACUUAAAGUAGGAAUGAAAAGCCAGAAUUCACAAGUAAAUAACAUACUACAGACCAGCAGGACAGAAGCAAAAAGUGGCAUAAUACAGACUCAGAAUGAUGCAAAAACAAGAAGUGUGGGGUCAAAAAUCACUACAGAACAUAAAAUAAGUACGAAAAUGCAAACAAGUACAUCACCAAAUAACAGUACAGCACACACAAUCAAUUUGGCACCCACAAACAAUAUCACACACAGUAUUAAUAAGGUUCAGAAGAACAGUACAACAGAGACAAAAAGACCAACGCUAAAAGCCAGUACAGCUCAAACACAAAAUCGAGUACAGGCUGAUGGCACAAUUCUGAAGGGUAGCCCGGUAAAUAUCACAAUGAGCCAUGGACACCAAAGCAUAUCACAAAGAUUAUUCACCACACCCGCAGCAAGAGUGUUUAUACCUACAAAAAUCUCACAAUAUAGAAAAGUACAAACUAACAUUAGCAUCCUCAAGCCUAAAGACUCUAGAGCCACCAGUACAGAAAGCAGCAACAUCCUUCAGACAUCCUCCUCAACAACUCCUAGAGAAACAUUGUGGUCAACUCUUUUGCCCACCACAUAUACAACAGAAGAGAUCACCACUACAGAAGCUGUACAAUGUACAGUGAACUUGACCGAGACAAGGACUACACCUGAGUCAGUACAUGUGAAAUGGACCAGCCUAGGGGCAUUUUGUAACUUCAGCAUCAUCCACCAGAAUAACAGAAGCACUAGUUGUCUGCAUGUUUUAGAAGGCAAUGGUUCCUAUGAUUGUGAAGUUAAGAACUUGGACCCUGGCACUUUUUACAACCUGAUUAUAUUGUCUGCUGCUGAUGGAGAGUUUGCAAACAUAUCCAUUCAAACAGACCCAAAGGAGCCUGCGUCUUUCAAGAUUAAGAAUGAUUCGUGCACAAGUACAAGUCUGCAGGUGGUAUGGCCUCCCUCUCCAGGAUACAUAGACUUCUAUAGUGUUACUCUGCUUGGCUUAGACACAAGGGAGGUUGAAAGUCAAUAUAUUUCUCAAGAGUCUUUGAGGACUUCAGUUACAUUCACAAAUUUGACACCUGGAUCUCUCUAUGUAAUGAGCAUUAAAGCUGUGGCAGGAAGCAAGAGCUCUGCUACAUUAAGUACUAUAGGGAUAACAGUUCCUACAGCAGUGAAGAAUCUGCAAGUCAAUAAAACCCCCAGAGGUCUGAUUGCAGCAUGGCAACAUCCUUAUGGGAAAAUCGAUAAAUACAGGCUAGUGCUGAGGAAUGACACCACUGUGGUACAAAAUGUGACGGUGAACAAUUCAAGCACUGAACAUGAGUUCACUGGAUUGAUAUCUGGACAUCUUUAUAAUCUGACCAUUAUUUCACUGGUUGCAGGCCUGCAGAAUUACAGCUCUAAGCAAGCCAGGACAGCUCCAGCUACAGUUUCAAAUCUGAAAGUUUCCAAUAGUACAUUUGACUCUUUACAAGUCACUUGGACCAGAGCCCUUGGUGAUGUAGAUUCUUACUCUGUGACACUCUCCAGUAAAACUACUCUGCAAAAGUGGAAUUUAUCUCGAAGUGCAUCUGAAAUUUCUUUCCAAAAUCUGGUUUCUGGACAAAUUUACUUUGUGAAUGUUACAACUCAAAGUGGAGAAUUGCAGAGUGUAGCUGCCACAAUAGGGAGAACAGCCCCGCAGACAGUGUCUCACUUACAACUUGUUAGCCAGCCAGGACAAGCUGCUUUGUUGCUGAAAUGGACUCCUCCUGCUGGAGAAUGGGAGAAGUAUCGUAUUGUGUUCUUCAACAAUUCAGUGGCUUUACUAAACAUCACUGUGGAUAAACAGACCAGAGAGUAUGAGAUCAGGAGUCUAGGCCUGAUUCCUGGAAGAAGCUAUCAUGCAGCAGUUAUUGUGGAAAGUGGUGGUCUCACAAGCAUUGCAAGAUGUUCUGGGAGAACAGCUCUUCCCCCUGUUGAUAAACUAAGCAUUAGGGACUUUAAUGAGUCUUCAAUAUCUAUAAAAUGGACAGCACCUUUAGCAGAGUGGGAUGAAUACCAUCUUACAUUGAAACAUGGGGAGCACACAGUUAGCAAAAUGAAGAUCCAGAAAGAAAUAAAGGAGCACACUUUCAAUAGUUUAACACCUGGAAGGAGAUACACUAUAAACGUAACCACUGUCAGUGGAGGGAUUAGCAACUGGACUACUGCUGAAUGUACAACAGUUCCAGCUGCAAUCGUCAAUCUAACUGUUACUAACCAGGGUAAAACUAACAGCCUAUAUGCCUCUUGGGCUGCCACAUUGGGCGAUGUUGAUUCCUAUCAGGUUAUUCUAUUGUACAAGAGCACAGUGAUCAAAAAUGAGAGUCUCCUGGGGAACAGCAGAUCAUGCUACUUCCACUCAUUAAAGCCUGGAAAGCAGUAUGAAGUUGUGAUAACUGCCAUUAGCAGAGACAUACCAUCACGGCAAACUGUGGCUAAUGGGAGAACAGUUCCGGCUGCAGUUAACCAGGUGAAUGUUAGCAAUCAGGGAAAAAGUGACACCCUCCAUGUCACAUGGCUGCCUGCACAAGGGGAUGUAGAUUCCUACGAAGUUCUUCUUUUGCAUGAUAGCAUUGUAAUAAAAAAUGAAAGUGUGCCUGGGCAUAUCACAUUCUGCUACUUUCAGUCAUUGAAACCUGGAGGACACUAUGAAAUUGUGGUUACUACCAUAAGCGGGGGAAUUCUUUCUAAGCAGACUAUGGCUAAGGGAAUAACAGUUCCUUCAGCAGUAACUCAAGUGACAGUAAGCAAUAAUGGACACAAAGAUUCCCUUAGUGUCUCCUGGCAGUCUGCCACAGGGGAUGUGGAUGGGUACUUAGUGACCCUGAGUGACUGCUUCGGUGUGGUGCAUACCCAAAUGGCCCUCAAAAGCAGUAAUAAUCUUGGUUUUAAUUCUUUGGUGCCUGGCAGACUGUACAACAUUUCCAUUGCUACACGGAGUGGAGCAUAUGAGAACAGUACAUUUGUACUAGAGCGCACACGGCCCUCAAGUGUGGAGUAUCCUAUGGUCAACAACUUUGCAAGACGUGAUUACCUCAAAGUUUCCUGGCAAAGUGUCACUGGGGACUUUGACUAUUAUCAAGUAGUCAUUAAAAAUAGCAGUGACAUUAUUCAGACUGUCAAUGUAUCUAAAUCCCAAAAAGAGUGUGAAUUCUAUUCACUGGUGCCCGGAAGGCUGUAUUUCAUAAUUGUUAUUACAAAAAGUGGGAGGUAUGAAGCAAGCCAGACUACUAAUGGCCGGACAUUUCCUGCUCAAGUGGAAAAGCUGACUGUUGCAAAUAGGACCACUGAUUACCUGCUUGUACAAUGGCAGCCAGCACCUGGUGAUGUUGACCACUAUGAAAUCCAGCUUCUGUUCAAUGACAUGAAGGUGCUUCCACAUAUGACUCUGAGCAACACAAUUAAAGAAUACCAUUUCACCUCCCUUGUCCCAGGAAGGUUGUACAAGAUUGUUGUGACAUCCUUCAGUGGGGAGCAGCAGAUGACUGCAUUUAUUGAGGGACGCACAGUUCCAAGCACAGUAAAUAAUAUCCACAUUACCAACAAUGGGGAUAUGAAGAGUCUGAAAGUGAACUGGACUCCUGCUAGUGGAGAUGUGGACAGCUACACUGUAACAAUUUCUCAGGAAAGAAAACAAAUUGCUGAACACAUCAUUUCCAAGCACAUUAAUGAACUUAGUUUUAAUUUGUUAGAGGCAGGCCAGAUAUACCUUAUCACUGUUCAGACCAAUAGUGGAGGUUUAAGCAACAGACGGACAGCCAGCGGAAGGACUGUUCCCUCCCCAAUUAUGGACCUGAAAGUGGAAAACAUGAAUACAAGUUAUAGCCUGGCAGUGAGAUGGAAGGCUGCUAUAGGAGUGGCAGAGAAUUACAAUCUGCAGUUACUAACUGAACAAGGUGGUCUCAUCACUAAUGUAUCUGAGCCUGCCACAACCUUGUAUUCCCAAUUCACUAAUCUGAUACCAGGGACAAAAUAUCGUAUACGAGUAAUGACUGUUAGUGGAGGACUAUACAGUAAAAGUGUGGAGGAUGAAGGAAGGACAAUCCCUGCAUCAGUUAGUAACUUGAAAGUCAUUGGAAAUAGCACUAACAGCUUGACAUUCAGAUGGACAGCUCCUGCGGGGGACUUUCAGGCAUAUGAAAUAUUUCUCUACAAUCCAGAUGAAUCUCUUCACAGCCAAAAAAAAGAACCUGCUAGUCUUAAGGAAUAUUCUUUCCAAGGGCUACUUCCAGGAAGGAGGUAUCAAAUGAUUAUUAUGACAUGCAGUGGACAUUUUACCAAUCAGUCUUCAGUGUAUGCAAGAACUGUUCCAGCUCCAGUGACAACUUUGCAAGCCAUAAACCACAACAGCAUUAGCAGUCUCUGGUUCACAUGGGAAAAGGCAAUUGGAGAUGUUUCUGGUUAUCAGAUUUCUCUUUACAACCCUGACCACAGUCUGAAAGAUAGUCGUCAAGAGAAGCCAGAUGCUAAAGGGUGCCGCUUUGAUGGACUUGUUCCUGGGAGGCCAUAUACUAUUGUUAUUGCAACUAAGAGUGGAGACCUUUCCAACAGUGUAACUGCAGAGGGAACAACAGCCCCUCGUCCUCCUAAGUCAGUAGCAUUUACUGAUGUUGCAAACACAUCUGUGGUGAUCACUUGGUCUGCUCCUGAAGACACAGAUUACAAUGACUUUGAGUUAAAGUGGUGGCCCCAGGACCAGCUGUCUGUGCAUAACCCUUACACAAGCAACAGAGCAGAAAGCCGUAUUUUGCAUGGCCUUCAUCCAGGUCGUCUCUACAACUUCAGUGUGCGCACAGUCAGCAGGAGCACAGUAAGGGACUCCAUGAAUGCUUUCAGUCAACCCAUCUUCAAAAUCAUCCGAACAAAACCAGAUCCCAUUCAUCAUCUUCACUGCUGGCCUCAGAACUCAACUGCCAUUUCCUGCUCAUGGAAUCACCCAGAAUCUGACUACAGUGGUUUUAACAUUGAGUGCUAUCAGGACCCCAGAGAACUUAUCUACUCACGUAUAACUGGAAAAGAGAGUAAUAGCCACAAUAUUGUCAAGCUAGAGCCACAUAAACGCUAUAUUGUCUCCAUCAAAGUCAUAUCUGAUGAAAUGACAAGUGAAGGUUUAGAAGAGAGAAUUAUCACUAUGAUAGACAGGCCUCCUCCUCCUUCACUCAAUAUGCGAGUGCAGGCUCAUGACAGAGUGGCAGGGAUUACCAAAUCUGCAAUCUUUUUUAAAUUCAACUGCAGCUGGUUUAGUGACAUCAAUGGAGCUGUGAAGUAUUUCACUGUAGUUGUGGCUGAGUCCAAUGAAAAGGAGCAUUUCCGGCCAGAACACCAGCACCCUUUGCCUUCAUACAUGGAGUACACGCUCAACAGUUCCAUUAAAGCUUACCAGACCAAUUACUUUCCCAGCAAAUGCACAGAAAAUCCAGACAACACCAAUCAAAGCUUUGAAAUAAAUGUUGGGGCUGGAAUGCAGACCUUGGGAGGAAAAUGUGAAGGGGGUCAGCUGAAAUUCUGUGAUGGUCCCCUAAAGUCCAGUACUGCCUACAGAAUUAGCAUCAGAGCAUUCACACAACUGAGUAAUGAAGAACAGAAGACGUUUACCCAGACUCUGUUUUCAGACACCAUUUUCUCUGAACCAAUAAUAACAAAGUCAGAGCCACUACGUGGAGUUUUAGAAGGAAUUGGUGCUGGCAUGUUCCUUAUUUUAAUGCUGAUUUUAGUAACGGCAUUGCUGAUCUGUCGUCAAAAAGCUAGGAAAGUAAAUGUACAAGAGAGGCCAAUUGCCAGAAUGAGUGCUCGACGAGAGAGGCCCGUAUCUGUUAGCUUACACUUGGGAAUAAAAAGCAGUCGACGAAUCUCCAGUCCAAUUAAAAUUGAGGAGUUUGAUAUUCAUUUCACCAAACUUCAGGCAGAUUCAAAUUAUCUUCUCUCUGAAGAAUAUGAGGAUCUUAAAGAUGUUGGACGAAACCAGUCUCUAGACACAGCACUUUUGCCUGAGAACCGAGGGAAAAACCGAUACAACAAUAUACUCCCAUAUGAUUCCACCAGGGUCAAGCUAUCAUACAUUGAUGAUGAUCCAUGUUCAGACUACAUUAAUGCCAGCUAUGUACCAGGUAAUAACUUUCGGCGAGAAUAUAUUGCCACACAGGGUCCUCUGCCAGGUACAAAAGAUGACUUUUGGAAAAUGGUCUGGGAACAAAAUGUGCACAAUAUUGUUAUGGUGACCCAGUGUAUAGAAAAAGGACGGGUGAAGUGUGAUCAUUAUUGGCCUUUUGAUCAGGAUCCUCUUUAUUAUGGAGACCUUAUUGUUCAGAUGUUAUCAGAAUCAGUUUUACCAGAGUGGACCAUUCGGGAGUUCAAAAUUUGUAAUGAGGAUCAAGUAGCUUCUAGCAGGGUGGUACGCCAGUUUCAUUACACUGUCUGGCCAGAUCAUGGAGUUCCAGAAACAACUCAAUCUCUGAUCCAGUUUGUGCGAACUGUAAGGGAUUUUAUUAAUAGAACCCCUGGGUCUGGAGGAACAGUAGUGCAUUGCAGUGCCGGUGUUGGUAGGACAGGCACAUUCAUUGCCUUAGACAGAGUGCUACAGCAGCUGGACACCAAAGACACAGUCGAUAUUUAUGGAACAGUCUUUGACCUGAGGCUUCACAGAGCCCAUAUGGUGCAGACAGAGUGUCAAUAUGCCUACUUACACCAGUGCAUCAGAGAUGUUUUGAGAGCACGAAAACUUCGGAAUGAGCAGGAAAAUCCACUGUACCCCAUCUAUGAAAAUGUUACUCCUGAAUACCACCGAGACAUGAUAUAUUCAAGACGCUGAAGAACAAAAUGGGAUCCUCUCCAGAAAGAAACAAACAGCUACAUCCAUUCAGGCAGAGUUUUCACUAUAGGAGUACUACAGAGAAUUAAGAUAAUUCAUUUAAAGAGACUAUAUAUUAUUUAAAUACUAUUGUUUAUCAAGAGUCAUGUAAAUAGUUAUUUUUCAUAUUAAUUAUCACAUAUUCUGUUUACUGUAAGAAAUAAGCUAUCUUCAUAUUUUGCACAUAAUUGUUAGAACUCCCUCAUAUGAUUUUUUAAAUCUUGUUUCUUCAACUAAAUGAAAAUACAUAUUUGAGUUAACCUAUGUGGACAUCCUUUAUGAGGCAAAUGAACUUUGAACUUAAAAUUCAGAAGAAGAAAGAAAUGAUUACACUCAACAUAAAUCAGUCAGUCUUUUAUAGCUCAUAUGCCACAACGGAAAACAACAAGAGGACAGUUCAGAGCAAUUAAAGAGCAAAGUUUAUUACUAGGUGUUACAAAUCCAUGGUAUCCAUACUGUAUGUAAACCCAGCUUGAUCAAACAAUCAAACAAUAAUGUUCCCCAGAUCAAAAAUAUAUAUGUAAGACAAUAUUUAGAAUACGGAGAAUCAUAGAGUAAUAUCUCCACAGACGUCCAUUCAUUUCUUAGCAUAUCCAGCAGUGCUUUCUCCUUUCUUUGUCCUUCCCGCAGAGCAUCAGAAUGUCCCCAGUGCUGUUUUACAACACAUAUUCAUUACUGCAGUCAUUAUUCUUUCCUUUCUCUUCUGUUAUCUCACGUUAACACUUUUCGAUUCAAUCCUGCUUUUGUUUUCUAUCCAUGCAGUUCUUCGGCCAUCCUGAGUGCCAGUCUAAUUCGUAGUCUUUUAUUUCAAACCAUAGUGUGGCCCACAAUUCAUCUUCUGAAAUGCUUCAGUUAUCUGCCCCCUGAGCUCUGUCAUUUUUCUUUCCCAGUACCAAACUGUUCUUAACUUCAGCCAUUCUUUAAGGUGGAGCAUAUAAUAAUAAUAAUAACAUUUAUUUGUAUAGCACAUUUUCAUACAAAAAAGUAGCUCAAAGUGCUUUACAUAAUGAAGAACAGUAAAUAAAAAAAAAUAUAACAACAUAAGAAGUUAAAAUAAGACAAUAUUAGUUAACAUAAAAAAAGAGUAAGGUCCGAUGGCCAGGGUGGACAGAAAAAACAAAAAAAAUUCCAGAUGGCUGGAGAAAAAAAUAAAAUCUGCAGGGGUUCCAGGCCACGAGACCGCCCAGUCCCCUCUGGGCUUUCUACCUAACAUAAAUGAAAUAGUCCUCUUGUGUCUAGGGUUCUCAUGGAUGGACUUGAUGAUGAUGGACAUGCAGACUUCUGGCUUUUAAUUCUUCAUUGUUGGAACAUCACGGUGCUUUGAGUAGAUGGUGGUGGUGCAAGCCACCACCAAAAGGACACCGGAAAAGAAACAGAAGAGAGAAUAGGGGUUAGUACAGAUUUUAGAGCUACCAUGGAUAGUUAUUAUAAUGAAUUGGAUAUACAGAGUAUCAGGAUUAAAUUACAGUGAAAUUAUGAGACGGCCAUAUUAAAAUAAUGUGUUUUUAGCAGUUUUUUGAAGUGCUCCACUGUAUUAGCCUGGCGAAUUCCUAUUGGCAGGCUAUUCCAGAUUUUAGGUGCAUAACAGCAGAAGGCCGCCUCACCACUUCUUUUAAGUUUUGCUCUCGGAAUUCUAAGGAGACACUCAUUUGAGGAUCUGAGAUUAUGACCUUGGUCCUGUGAAAUAUUAUCUUGUGGAUCAAAAUUAAUAUCCUGCAUGCUUGUAUUUUAACUAUACCAUGAUCAUGAUUACUAUAACAGUGUGUACUCAAUAAGAAUAAAUUGAAUUGAAAAUAUAAAGUAAUAGUAAAUAUAUAUGUUACCGGCAAUGUAUUAAAACGCGGGCAUUGUAUAGAAUGCCUAGGCAAUAUAUAGAAUUCCUGGCAUUUUUGGGCAAAGUAUGAAAUAUUCGAAUCAUUUUAAUAUUAUAUAUACUUUCCCGGGCGGCACGGUGGCGCAGUGGGUAGCGCUGCUGCCUCGCAGUUGGGAGAUCUGGGGACCUGGGUUCGAUUCCCGGGUCCUCCCUGCGUGGAGUUUGCAUGUUCUCCCCGUGUCUGCGUGGGUUUCCUCCGGGCGCUCCGGUUUCCUCCCACAGUCCAAAGACAUGCAGGUUAGGUGGAUUGGCGAUUCUAAAUUGGCCCUAGUGUGUGCUUGGUGUGUUUGUGUGUGUCCUGCGGUGGAUUGGCACCCUGCCCAGGAUUGUUUCCUGCCUUGUGCCCUGUGUUGGCUGGGAUUGGCUCCAGCAGACCCCCGUGACCCUGUGUUCGGAUUCAGCGGGUUGGAAAAUGGAUGGAUAUACUUUCCCUAGGCAUUGUAUGUAAUACCUAGGCAUUAUAUAAAAUGACAAAUGCUAUUUAGGCAAAGUAUUAAAAGAGAUUCAUGAGGAAGCAUUUUAUUGAAAAGACGUAUAUGAAAAUGAGAGAGAUACAAAAUAAAGUAUAGGACUUUCUUAUUGGGGAAAACGAGAAAAUAAAAUAUGAACCUACUUGUUGCAACGAGGAAGGAAAUUUUUUUAUUUUAAAUUGCACUUAAUUGUCUUUCGCACAAAAAAGUAAAACUUGAAAAGAGUCAUGAAAAGGACUUCAUUAAAAAUUGCAUAAAUGAAAAAGAAAAUAUUAAAUAAAAUACGUGGGCGGCACGGUGGCGCAGUGGGUAGUGCUGCUGCCUCACAGUAAGGAGCCCUGGGUUCACUUCCUGGCUCCUCCCUGUGUGGAGUUUGCAUGUUCUCCCCGUAUCUGUGUGGGUUUCCUCCCACAGUCCAAAGACAUGCAGGUUAAGUGCAUUAGCGAUUCUAAAUUGCCCCUCGUGUGUACGCCCUGUGGUGGGCUGGCGCCCCACUCGGGGUUUGUUUCCUGCCUUGUGCCUUGUGUUGGCUGGGUUUGGCUCCUGCAGACCCCCGUGACCCUGUAGUUAGGAUAUAUGGAUGGAUGGAUGGAUAAAUAAAAUACAGAACUUUCUUACUGAAAAAAUAAGAGAAAAAAAUGAACGUACUUGAAUGGCAUUUCAUAUUGCAUUUCAUUGCUUUUUUGCAUUAGCGGGAGUAUUUUAUACUUUGCCGGUUUGUCUUUUGGCAUUGCAUAGAAUGCCUAGGAAAGGUGUGAAAUGUUAAUCGUUUCAUACUUUGACAUCCAAUUUUUGGCAUUCUAUACAAUGCCUGCCUUUCAUAUAUUGCUGGUAACAUAUACAUUAAAAAAACAAAAACGUUAGAAAUAACAUCCCAUAGUUGAGUUAUUGUGUCUAAAUUCGUUUUUUCCUGAGAGGGCCCACCCCAAACACACACCAUUUACCAGUUGGGAUGGAAUGCCUAAAAUUAAUAUUAUCCCCCUUCUUGUCUUCUGGAUGCUCUGCUGAACUCUUCCAAACAAACAGAAAUGAUUGUCCUCAUCUAAAGUCACAAAUGGAAGCCUGGUGUUCUUGUCACAGUGCACUAUGUGCAAAGUGUAUUAGAGGUCUGGACCGCAGGGGACCUGCUUAAGGGGAAUGAAGCACACUUGUUACACAGAAAUACCCUAAUGAAAUAUUUCACAAAUGUAGAACAGUUAUAGUUUAUUUUUAUACAGUGCUCUUCAUUGAGUUUCAGGCCAUAACAAGUUCAGAGUCAAUAUGGUAUGACAUACUUUACAAAUUCUUAAUUAAGAAAUGCAGCCGCAUAAAGACACGGAUUAGUUUAAAGGCACAGUAACACCAAGCAGUCCCAAACUGAUUAACAGCAAUGAAUCCUGAAAAUAUCCGUCCAUUGACGUCAUCACUGAGCUACGACCAGUUAACUUUUCAUUGUGAUCAAGACAAUGCUUCAAGAUCCAGGGCAAUGUUUCACCAAAAUCUCAUUAUUUCAUUGACAAAGUUGUUCAUUUUGAGAACUGCUUAGGGCCGUAUUGAUCCCAUUUUCAGUGUGCAUAUGGAUGUUCAUGAUGACAAUUAAACACAGAAAUCAAUAUCAAUAUGGGUUACUUCACCAUUAGAAAAAGCAAGAUUGCAAUGUUAAGUGCAAAACAUUUCAUUUGUCUUUAAUGUCAGUGUUCUAAGAAUUAUGUUAAUUUAAAACUUGUGUCAUUUGAAGCAGAUUCUUGUUCUGUCCCUUUAUAUUUAUGAGCGAGAAAGAGAUUAUUCUAUUCGAUUAUAUUGGCUUAUGUAUUUGUGGGUAACAUCUUUUCAACAUAAUAAAUUAUAUACAUUAUGCAAACAGUUAUAAUAUUAUUUUAUACAUUAUGAAGACAAACGCAUGUGAAAGAGCAAAAAAAUGGGUCUGUUCAGCCUGUGGCCUAAAGCCUGGUUCACCCUUCGACAGCUCGUUCAGGUCUGAGGUGUAAAUGUUGGUCCAGGGUGAAUGGUACACAAACAAUGAGAUCUUGAAAGAAUACUACAGAAAAGUACUUUAAGAGGAGCCACAAAUACACCUCAAUGUAGCAUACAUGUCGUUUUUUUAUUUUGCUGAAGAUAAAAAAGAAGCAAAGCCAGGCUUGGAUAAACAUCUGGGCAUUUGCAACAGGCUGUAAUAAUAAAAAAAAAAUGGAGAGAAGGGCGUCAGACCAAAUGUACGUUAAUGUGUGCGCAGCCAUGAAGCAACGUGUUCAGCAUCCAGUUUGGCUUGGGUUGUGUCUUUGGAUGUAACGUUGGACUGACUUCCAGUAUACAUGUUAUGGACCAGUUAGGAAUCAUCCCAAGUGUUUCCUAAUGUAGCAACCUAUGUAUGUUACAUAAUAAAAGUUAUCAUCUCUGUUUAUACCGUAUGUUCUAUGAAUAUUUUCAAAUAAAGAUUAAUAUAAAACUGG